ACAGAUACCGAAGAAAUUACCAUGCCCCACGGUACUCGGAAUCGCAGAAAUCGCAGAGGUCGCAACAGGAGACACAUUCAGCGUCAUACGAGUCCUGAAAAAAUAUCCAAAGACGACAUAGAGAGCCCAGAGGGCGCCACAACUCUCGCUGAUCCCGCGAGCACAAACACGAACGACUCCUGCAGGGAGAAUAUAGUACGCCAUAACGAACUGCAACAAGAGGAUACUAAACACGAAUCAGCAACAAAAAGCACCGAAAGCAUUUUCCAGAAAGAAAUCUCCAAGACGAGUAGAUACACGAGGGAAGAGAGGUACAAGAUCGAGAAGGGCACCGUUAAACCAGGCAUCAAGGUGGUCGAGAUAACAACGAUCAGUAGUUUGCCCCUGGAGGCUAAAAUCGACCACAUUCCCGGCGUUGGCAUCCUAGAAACCGGCCGUAGGGACAAUGUGCCAGAAGACCAGGCGAAUGUCACGGUAUCCGAGCCGGUGGAAUCGUUCCCUUGCUCUUCGAAGGGAAUGAGUCAAAAGCUUCAAGGAGAGUCGAGUAACGAACGAUUGCAGAUCCACGAUGUCAGCGACUGCGACGUGGAGACUGAUUAUGCCAAGCCGUUUAUUGUUGAGAUGGAGUCAGAUUCGGAUAAGGAAAACGUGGAAAGCACGCAUGCGUGGGACACGGUGAUGCCACGAGAUGUGGAGAAAAAAUUAAGGACCUUUAUCGAAGGACUGAAGCUGCCGACUUAUCCCGAAGACUUCGAGGAGACGCGGAAACUCUUGGAAAAAGUUAGCAAUAAGAAGUAUAGGAAAAGAAAUAAUACUUCGGAAGUUCAUGCACACUAUCAGGCUGCUAGUAGAUUUUUGGAUAUCAUUCAGGAGGAAGGAGAGAAGUUGUCGGAGGACGAAGAGCAGCACAUCAGGGACUUCAUUAAUGAGGAGAUUGGAAAGUAUAGGAGGGACGAGCGGGGUUCUGAUAGAAGAAAACGAGAGGUGAAGUUUGAAGAAAUGGAGGAGAAAGAACACGACGUGAGAAUACACGUGAUUAAUGUGGAUUUGGACGGGGAAGAAUCUGUGAACAGUGUGAAACCUGGAAAUGUAGAAACUAAAGAAAGUUUGGACGAAGAAAAAUUGACGUCAAACGAUACUUCAACGGAUCAAUUGGAACAGAAAAAUGUAGAAGUUAAUGUAACAGUCUCUGCAGAAAAUGUACCGAAUCAGAACUUAGAGAAAGAACACGAAAUGAAAAUCGUGGAAGAAAAUCUUGGUAAUGAAGAUCGAACUGAAGAAAAUGAACCAUCGAAAUUGCACAAUGAUGUUGAAAAUGAAAUGCGUGGUAGUAAACAAGAGUUUAACGAUGUUCACGAACAGUUGGAUGUUAAUUUAGCAUCGAGGGAAGAAUUAGAUGAUACAGAUUCAAUUAAACGCUCCGAAGAGGAUCAGUAUUCUAGCGACAGCUUAGACGAUGCCUCGAAUGAUGUCAAAGCUGCAGCUGAGUCCUCAGAAUUUACUGUUUCAAACGAGAACGUAGAGAAGGAAACAUUGACGAAUGUGGAAACAUCUACAAAACAGUUGGAAGAUGAUUCAAUACGACAGUCAGAACCUGAGUUAUCUAAAGAUAAUUUAGAUACAACUAAUGGUGCAAAAUCUGCAACAGAGAGUGUAGAAUCUACUUCUGAGCAACAGGGUGAUAAUGAUGAAAACUUAAUCAAGAAUGAAGAUCCAUCGAACAGGGAUUCAGAUGUUGAUUCUAUUAAACCUACAGAUUCUCACACUUUUGAAAAUAGUUUAAAGAACACAAGUGUUAGUGAAUCUGAAACUGUUGAAGGUUUAGAAUCUGCUUCUCCAGAGCAACUAAAUGAUAAUAAUGAAAUCAAGAAUGAUGAAAAUUUGAACACUGAUUCAAAUGUAGGUUCAUCCAAACAUCCAGAUUCUGAUAUUACUGAGAAUAAUUUGAAAAACACUUCAAACGUUGCUGAAUUUGAAAUGAUAGAGGGUUCAGAAUCUACUACCGAGCAAGUAGAUGAUAAUGAUGAACCCUUAAUAAAAAAUGGAGGAAAUUUGAAUGAGGAUUCAGAUGUAGCCAAACAUCCAGAUUUCGACAUUACUGAGAAUAAUUUGAAAAACACUUCAAACGUUGCUGAAUCUGAAACGAUAGAGGGUUCAGAAACUACUACCGAGCAAGUAGAUGAUAAUGAUGAACCCUUAAUCAAAAAUGGAGGAAAUUUGAACGAGGAUUCAGAUGUAGCCAAACAUCCAGAUUCUAACAUUUCUGAGAAUAACAUGAAAAAUACCUCAAACAUUACAGAAUCUGCAACUGUUGAAACUUCAGAAUCCAUUUCUAACGAGCAAUUAAAUGCUAAUGAGGUCUUAAUCAAGAACGAAGAAGUCUCGAAAAAUGAAUCAGACGUAAAUUCAACUAAGCACGUAAAAUUGCAGUUAGUUAACGAGAGUUCAGACUUAUCUGUAAAGUGUUCGCAAAACGAGAAAGAAGAAUCGCAGGCGAACAAAAGUGAAGAAACUCUUGAAACUAGUUCGAAAGAUGAGACCUUGAUUAAAAACUCUGGAAAAGAUGAAGGAAAUAAAGCAUCGGAAAACCAAGUAAAUACGCAGGAAAUGAACGGUAACGAAGACUCUACGAAAUCAAACAAUCCAAGGGCGGAAGAUAGCGUGAAUAAUACUUCGGAGACAGUAAUAAAAGAGUGUUCGUCGACGAUAAAAUCUUCGGUAAAGAGUGAACACUCAAGAUCUCAAACUAUUACAGUAAUAAAAGAACAACGACGUCCUCCAACUCCUCCAAAGCGGUCUUCCAGUCUCGACGGUGAUUUUCAAGAAAAAACAAGCUCUCAACUCAAAAAGGAAACGAACGACGCUCCACCUAUUCGUCCACCUUUGCCGAAAGAAAAUCUCCGUCCACCAGAAUCGGAUUUGUCGGACACAUCGUCGGAUAAGAAGAGCACUCUCGACCCUACACCUGCAACUAUUUCACGCAGUGACGCGGCUGUACAAAAUAAUUGCAACACGAAUGCGCCAGGGGAGAUUCGUGAGAUCAUCGAUGAUCUAAGGGCCUCCGACAGCAACAGCGGAUUACGAAAUUAUAUCGAGAACGGCGCCAAGCUUGGCAGUGCAACAAGUCCUGAAAUAACGCGUGACUGCGAAAAAUGUUCAGUGCCCGAGAACGCACCGCUCGUGUCUGGUAAAUCGAAAGCUUCUCACUCAAAGCUGGAACACUCCCGGCAGAAGGUUGUCAAAAACAAAACGAUCAAAAGUCAAAAGUCGUCGAGGAGCACGGAACUGAAAACUUGCGAGGAACAGUUCGAGGAGAUAUACAAUUACUCGAUGGAAAACACCGAGAGUAAGACCAUCGAACACCAGAAUGAGAACGACAAGAGCGACUCGGAGAUAUUGGAGUCUAUUCUGAAUGCCAAACGAGUCGAGACGACGAACGAUUUGCAGGGUCAAGACUCGUCUAGCAGCGCGACGACGUUGAGUACAGUAAAGUACAAUCCCAUGGAAGCAUGGCAGACUGAUAUUUGUUCCAUAAUCGCGGAGGAGACGAGGAAAAAUAACCUGAGACGCGAAGCUGAAGUCGAGUCGUGCAGCCUGAAGAGCAAACUGCCUCUGUUGAAAGGAGAGGACGUGUACGAAGUUGCGAAUGGACACGAAGGUCCAGUCACCCCGGAACCAAUACCCUAUUCUCCGGUCGAGAAUUUACCUUACAAGUUCCCAGAAAGUAGCAAUGUUCCUAGUAAAAAUCUGAACACGACAAUCGAGCCGGAGCCUCUGAAAGAUCUCUGUCUCAAGAGAAUCCUCUCAAUGCCGUACGGGCCGCAAAUAAUCAACGAGAUAAUGCUGCCCAAGUUUAACAUCUUCAAAAGUCUUCGGCCGGUUUCAAGGUUUGCUAACGACGAUGCUAGAGGUCUAUUAAACAUGCAUGGCGUGAGUGAGCAGCAGCUCGAAACAGCUAAACUAACAGCUUCGCCAGGGUCCUCUGACCUCUAUAAAACCACUGUUUCAGACCAGAAUAAGUCUCUGCAAUUAGAUCAGAAGAUGGCUGCAGACAAUUCGGAAACAUGGAUAGGUCUGUCGACUUUGAAGGAUCCCAGGCUGCUCGUGUGUCUCUCCCCGUCUCAACAGAAGACCGCGAUAAAAACGACCGCGGACAAUUUACUGGAUCUUCAUAAAAAGUUCCUUAACAGACACAGUUACUACGAAGAGGAACCACCGUCUCGUAUCCCUGUUCCGAGGUAUCGGAUCGAUGUACGUAGACCCAACACAAAUUCCUCGAAGUCCGAAGACACCGAGAGCAAGUCGGCCAACAGGCUGUUGGAGAUCAUCAAAGAGAAUUCCGACAGUCAGGUCACUUCGGGACAGUCGAAAUCUUCCGAGUGGUCAAGUCCGGACAAGGGUCACGAACGUUUUAAGGUCACUCGUCUUUGUGACUGGCUGAACUUGGCGAGACAAGAGCCUGUUGACAUCCGAACGCCAUCUUUCUCCGACGAUUUACGUGCGGAACCGUCGGGUGAGGGGAAGCGAGAUAAGAGAAGAGUCCACAUUGCCAAAGAGCCAGUUGUUGAUAACACUGGCGAGUACGUGCAUCACGUCAACGCUGCUCUGAUGGUGAAUCCGAUAGAAAGACCUGACCCUCCUGUCAGAAGUUCCACGCCUUUUAACAGAAGUCCAAUUACGCUGAACAGCGCGCUUAUCGACAAGUCGAGUACACCCGAUAUUGCCGGCAAGAGGACUCCUCCUAAAAGGACUAUUGACCCGCGCUACAACGUUAAUCCCGCGCUUAUAGACGAUCGAGUCGAGGUUCCACCGCGAGUUAAACGCGUCGUGAACGUGGACAGGUCGUGUAUCGACACGAGGAGCAUCUUCGACCAGAGUCCCGCCAGGAGCAAUCUGGAACCCCGGAAAUACGGAAAUGCCGAAGGCCUGAAGCACAUGACGGCCACGGAGAUCGUACAGAACCUGAAGAAGUUCCAGAAUGAAAGAGAUAAUCAAAUGAGAGGUCGUCCGAAGUGCUCCGUACCCGAAGAAUACCUCGAGCAGCAACUGAAGUACAUAGAAUUGUUGGAGAACCAGUUGAAAAACGUGAUACUGGCGGAGGAGGAGGAGAGGGAGGCGUACGAGAAGUUUCAAACGCAGAUGAAGCAAAAGGAUGGCAGAGAUGGGACUUAUGAGAAAAGCAGUGACUCCGAGAACGUUUCGAAAAAUCCUAAGGACGAUUCUCGAGUGGAGAGCGAAAGUUGGCAGGAGAAGUCCGAGCAGGUGGAGAAGGAUCGCUCGGAGAGGAUCGAUAAACAGGGACACAGAGACUUUGUGAAGAAGGUGCAGACUAGUAACGGUGUUCACGAAGAGGAGACGUGCGAGAAAAUCGAACGUGUGGAACAUUCUGUGGUUACCAGAAAGGAAAACAGAGACGAUCGAAAAACGAAAACGAAGGAAAUACCGAAAGCUUCUGCAGUGGUAGUUAAUGGAGAGGCGUUUCGUCGACAAAUGUACGACGAGUACGUGCACAAGGUUCUCGAACGGGAGGAGAGGAAACAGCACAAAGUGGUGAAGAUCAGUUCGCAUCAAGACAUACAGAAAUCGAAGAACAAAUUGGGAAAGAGUGACAUGAGCUCUGUUGAAAAGGAAUUUAUCGAAAAGGCGAGGAACAGGUUGAAUAAGUUCGGUAUUAAAUUGGACGAAAGUGAGACGGAGAGCGAAGGGAAGCGUGAUCAGGAAAAUAUUGUGAAGGCAAAGUGUUUGAUCGACGGGGAAGAGCUGGAAGAUGCGAGAAAAUUGCCGAAACAUUUGCAAGAAUUCCUCAAAAUGUCCGGGGAGGAUGGCGUUUGGUCACCUGGAAGCGAGCCACCUCCACCACCGAAAGAACCAAGUCCUGAUCGAAAAGAGUCCCAGAAGGAUGGUGGAAUACCUCCUGUCUGGACACCUUCCAGCGCCGGAGCCAGUCCUGUUCCAGAGAAAAAGGAAUUUCGGCCGGUGCAAUUUGAAAGCCCCAUUCUAAGCCGGAAAAAGCCAACACAACAAGAAACAACACAGGAGGCUCCACCACCUUGGGAAGCGGAAGAAGAGAAGAAGGAAACGUUGCGAACAACAAUUUACGAGAGUUCUCGAAUUGUUAAUUCUCACUCUGCACCGUCGCAAGGACUAAAUUCAUUAGCUUCGACUCCUCGUCUGCCACGUGCUCAGAAUCCAACCAUAACGUUGCUACAAAAAGCAAGAGAGGGUCAGAUACCAAAAGGAGCCGCUUAUCUAGAGGAAAAUGAAACAGUGAAACGUCCAACGAACGAAGAAAAGCCACUCAUUAGUCCAGGGGAAAUAAUCUACACGGUGAAGAAAGAAUACGAGAGCGAGCCGGAAACGGAAAAUGAACCGCCGAAGAAGAUGGCCGAUUUAGGUCCUCGGAAAUUCGAGGGUAUUGGCCCAACAACUAAGGAGGGUAUUCCUCUUGUUUUGAGAUCGGAAGUCAAGGAGAAUAAUCAAACGAAAUGGUAUAAGAGAAUGUACGACUCGUUGCAUCGUGCAGAUAGACCCGAUGACUACGUAACCAUACGUUACAAACAAAGAAGAGGAACGAGAUAUGGUUACGGAAGUGGCAGUGGAUAUUUGAGUGAACCGGAACAUCGUUUGUACACAGAACGUUCUGCCACGUUUGACAAUCGUCGACGUCUACGAAACAAAGAAAAUGAUUUUUCCACUUCUACUAUGCCCAGGAAAAAUGGACCAUUGAAGUACACUCCAGACAUUUACAAGAAUCAACCAGGACGCAUCGAGGAUUACGAACCUGGACGAUCGUCGAUUUCUGAAAAGGAAGCUAAAGAGUGGUGGGACGAGGUCAUGGACAUAUUCGAUGGGUGGUUGAACGAGAAUGGACAUCCUCAGGGUACGCAGAUGGAAGAGCUUCUGGACGCUCGGCUGAGCCAUCGCGCUCUUAGCCUCUCGUACCGACCGGAGAGCAGUCACAACCCUUUCGAUCAACGCAGCAGUCGUCCAGCGAAACCGUAUAUGUCACAUGCUCUAAAAGAGUCCGGUUACGAAAGCGAUUCCACGCUAGUAUUUCGUCGCAAAGAAGACAUCAGUCCAUUGAGUCAAUUGGAGCAACGAUUAGCUUAUAAAACUGUUCAAAGCGGAGGUGACGUUCCUCUCCAUGGACUUCGUAAACCAGCCCCUGAGCGACCGAAGGAAUACUCGAACGCACCCCCGCCACCACCAAAAUCUCAACAUUACAGAGACGACUGUCAAGAAUCACCGAGACGUUAUGUGGAGGGUGAGGUGACGAUUCACUAUCGUUCACCAGUGCGUACAGAGGCGAAAGAACCAUUGAGCGAAGAAGAACUCGCUCGUCGAAGUGCAGAGAAUAUGCGACGCGUUUAUCAAGAAGAACGUCGUCGGAAAUAUCUUCAAGAACUGCACGACAUUGAUUCUCGAAGACAUACCGACAACUUCAUACCGUCUCAGAAAUCACCGAUUCCCCUAAAUCGAUACGACGACUUCGUCGACGACUUGAGCCACAGAAGCAGAUCCCAAGAGCAAACACCGGAACCAAGACUCGUGGCAAGAGCACUUUACAACUUUAUCGGGCAAUCUUCACGGGAAUUGAAUUUCCGUCGUGGUGACAUAAUAUUCGUGCGUCGUCAGGUAGACAAAAAUUGGUACGAGGGUGAACACAACGCAAUGAUCGGCUUAUUUCCAUCGAACUACGUCGAGAUUUUACCAUACGAUGGCAUGAGAACGACACCAAAGAAACCUUAUGAAGGUCAAGCACGAGCCAAAUUCAAUUUCGUCGCUCAAACAAAUCUUGAGUUGCCUUUGGCCAAAGGAGAACUUGUAGUUUUGACUAGAAGGGUCGAUGAAAAUUGGUACGAGGGACGCAUUGGAAACAGGAAGGGGAUAUUUCCCAUCUCUUACGUCGAAGUUAUUACAGAACCUGGGCAUAGAACAGAAACGCCAACGAAAAACAAACCAGUCGCCGCUCCAGCAGCACACAGUCUCUUAGUAAAUGGAUCAGCUGGAGGGAAAAUGAGCAUGGGACCCCAUCACUAUAUGCCGUCUAUACCGGUUAAUAUAAACACAACUCAGCCACACUAUAAUUCACUGCCACGGAUGGGAGGAAGCAAGCUACACGUAUCACAACUUAACGAGGCGUUGCACAUCGAUACACAAUCCGAACCAAUACCAUACCGGGCUCUGUACAACUACAGACCACAAAACGAGGACGAGCUCGAGCUAAAAGAAGGCGACACGGUAUACGUGAUGGAGAAAUGUGACGACGGUUGGUACGUCGGUUCCAGUCAAAGGACCGGAUACUUCGGCACCUUCCCCGGAAACUAUGUGGAAAGAGUGUGAAACACAAUAGGCAGUAACUUUGUUGCAAUGCGUAUCGAGCCACAGAUUACAUUUUACCAAAGCACUGAAUCGAAAUCUUAACAAUUUAACGGCCUCAUGUUCCGCUUUAAAUCAUGUUCAUAAAGACCAAUCUACAGUUCAAUCUUUUCUCUAUGAAAUCAAGUUGAAUCUUUUGUUUACAGUGUUACAAUGGCAUCGAGUAAGCGAAAACAGAGAAUAUUUCAUGAAAUUGAAUAGAGCUCAGAACUGGCGAAUCUACGAAAAUUACGAAAAUAUUUUAAUUUUUAAAGCAAACUUAUGUUAAAUAGGUACAAAUAUUUGUUUGAGUAAGUGAAUACUGAAUUAUAAAUUUAAAAUAGAAUUUUGUUAUCAAAUAAAUAUUUCCACAAAAAUAAAAUGCAACCAUAAAAUUGUAUUUGUUGACAUCAACGAUAUUACGUGCGCUGUAUUUUAAACCAGUCAUGAUAAAAAAUUGACUGAUUUCACAUUUAACAGUUUCAAAUAUUUAAAGGAUAUGUUUCAAACAGCUAUUUGAUAUUUUUAACUCUAAAAGUAUUACAUUUUGUUUGCGAUGCAGAAAGAUGCAAGAAAUCGGUGUUUUCUCUGCUCGAUCAUAUUGACACACUUUGUAAACACUUUGAAUAUACUCAGACCAAUCGAGUAACUGAACCGUACUGAUAAAUUGUAUAUCACAUAAGUGAUAUAGGCCGUCAAAAUGUUAAUAUAAAUGCGAUUUAACGUUUAAACGUCGACGGUAAAGGGGCGUUAAUAACAUGUGUCAUUAAAGUCUUCCUAUUCGUGAGUUUUUCACGCUGUGGUAACGCGAGACCUUGUACCGUUGAAUUCACCAAAAAGUUAAACAUGUAAGAUUAACGUGUAAGUAGUGUACGAUAACAAUUAGUAAUUUAUUGUACGUCGUUCACAGAAACGGCUGCGUCAGGCGGACGUUGCGAAAACAAAGAAACUAUGUACGUUUGACCGUGUUUCUUAUCGAGAUCCGCGUCAAAUCUCGCGUGUGACUUCUGCAGGCAGCUGUUUAAGGAUUCGCUCAUUGUAACGAGAAGAUUCCAAAAGUAUUUCACGCGUCUCGAUAAUAUUUCUGUGUAAUUUGUAAAAAGAAUAUACAUUUCGAAGGGUUUACCUGGUUUCACCAGCAACGAACGAAGCUAUUCGUUUUUUCAUUGUACUCGUCGUGUUGCAUUUAUCAAUGCACAAUUCGAACAUCUUUGUUGGUGAAAAUUUUCUGUGUAACCGUCUGAAAGUAGGUUAAAGUCUGUCGGAAAUUAGUCACCACUUUUGAGUAGUACGCCCGUGAUUAAUUCGUGUAAUUAUUUUGCAGAAUCAAUGCAAAAUUGUAGAAAGGUUGUUUUGUUUUCGAGAAAAUCAAAUUUAAAUAUGGACUACGAGAAUUAUUCAAAAGAAGGCAAUGGUAUGAAAUACCCGUUUUAUUUAUUGAUGUAUAAGGUCUCAAUGUUUUAAAAAAGUGGAGGAACUUAUAUUAAAGCCUUUACAAUUUGUUAAUUUUCAAGAUUUAGAACAUCAGACACAUUUGAAAAUUAAUCUACUAACAAUUUGCUGUAUCAUUAUCUGUUAAGAAUAACUUUUUUAGUGCUUUCGAGAUUUUCUGUUCAAAUUUGAGAUAGAUUAUCGAUAGAAGACUUAUCGUUAUGAAGUUUGUAAAUGUUACCCCAGUGAAAUAUUUAAAAUUGAUUUUCUUGAUGAUCGCACUAACAGUCACAGUGAUCGAAAUGUAAAAAGGUGCAGAAGAUUGGAUUGUUGAACAAACAACCGAAUAUCCAAUGAAUUUAUAGUAUUUGAGAAGAUUCCUUUGAACCUCGAUUCUUUCACGAAAUGUGCACAAACUAAAAGCAUGGCCGAAUCGAUCGUCGGUAAAGAAGUUAGCGAAAUAAAAGUCUGUAAACGAGCCAAAGAUAGAAAAGUCUCGAGAGCUUUUUCUUGAUUCAAUUCUCGGUGAAAAGGAGCGUCAAGAACGUUGGAGAUUUUUCCAUAAAAAGUGCUUCGAAUCGUAAAUUGUUUUAAAUUUGAGGAAGACGAAUUUCCUUCUGCGUUUGGUAUUGUAGAUAAAUCAGUCAUGUUAUUGUUGCAUUCGUGAGUAUCCAAGAGUAAGUGAUUUAUAAUUGAACGUUUGCCUUCCCAAAUUAAUAUUUUUGUAAACAUUAUUUGUACCCAGAGUUAUAUAUAUAUACAUAUAUUAUACAUAUAAAAAUGAAAAUGAAUUAUAUGAUGUAUAGAAGAUAUAUCUAUAUACAUGUACACACAUAGUUACGAUAUUAUACGAAGCUGUAAUUCUAUGAGUAUAGAUAUACUUAACGGCAUAAUUAAUGCACGUGUUAAGAUGCACACCAAAGGCUCGACAUCGAGCCUUAAUCCGUAUUUAAUGAUGACUAAUAAAUGAAGUCUGCUCGAUGUCAAGAGGCCAUGAUUUUCGAAAACGUUUCGCCAUGACGUUACACGACAGCCUAUCGUUUAGUCCUAGGAAAUAAAAGAUUAAUUCGGAUCCACUUGAAAAAACAGACAAUACGUAUCGCUAUUGUUACUUGUAAUAGUUCAGCAGCGAAAGAUAAUCCUGUAUGUAGAAAAGGGCAUUAAAGGGCGAACAAAUA
This is a messenger RNA of Megachile rotundata (alfalfa leafcutting bee), 10967 nucleotides long. It is a transcript of the gene CAP, whose product is annotated as Cbl-associated protein. Lineage: Eukaryota; Metazoa; Arthropoda; Insecta; Hymenoptera; Megachilidae. The record is from RefSeq and is a predicted model, not a curated record. Gene Ontology annotation, molecular function: protein binding.